Molecule: messenger RNA, 749 nt
Organism: Parathielavia appendiculata
Lineage: Eukaryota; Fungi; Ascomycota; Sordariomycetes; Sordariales; Chaetomiaceae
Exons: 1
Coding region: 154-651 (165 amino acids)
Source: RefSeq, a predicted model, not a curated record
CUCGAGCGCCGGAUGUCGGCGUCGAAAAGCUGAAUGGACGCAAGCAUAGCACACAGUCUUCUCGAUUGCCGCAGCAGGCCCUUUCGGCCAGCCCUUCGCGCUUGAGAGCGCAGUACACCAUUCCCUCGUGGGACUUCCGCUGACUGGUAAACCAUGCCCCGGCUCUACCACGCGUGGUGUUCCAGCUCCGCUCUGGGGCGGUUUCCUUACCCGGACCCGGUUCCUAGACGCCACCGACGCCUCACCAGCUGUGUGUCAGUAACACCCAAGUGCGGGGUUUCGGAGUCGAGUUUGAUUGAGUCCUGGUUCAAGGCAGUCACGUCGCUUACCCAGCGCCCAAUAUAUCCAUUGCUUGUCCCUGCUGGCAGCCAAUGUUACACUCAGUCAGUGGCAAGAAGGCUCGAAGAUGGUAGCACACAAGACAACUUAAUGGAUGAAGCAUCUCCAGGCCAGGCCGCUCGCGCUUUGCUAGGUUGCUUGGGGUCCCUUGGAGAGAAGCUGGGCAUUAUCAGAAUCCGGAGUGUGCAUGGAAGAACCACUCACACCUUGAUGAGGUGCUGCAGAUGCCACACAGCUCGGAUCCUUCCCGCGGCCAAUCGCAGAGACUUGCGAACUGUACAGUGUGCCACGGUUGAUGCAGGCAGCGCUUGAACUGUCGUUAACUGUCUCACUAAAAAACAAAAGAAAAAGAUUCCCUGAGCAGCGUCUUCCGAGAAAGGAACAGUUCAUGGUUGUGGUAUGCCCCUGUU